AAGUGGCGGGUGCAGCGGAGGUGGCCGUCAGACCUGCCACUUCUAAACGUCCCUGGGAGGCGUCGCUGCACAGGGUGGGGCGGGCCUGAAGAAGCUGUCCGCGGGCCAGUGGCUUUCCCGGUGCCUCCGGCCGUCCCUGCCCCUCCCCCCACCAAGCCAGCGUUCGGGUAGGAUGCAGACAGCAGAGCGUGAGGGGAGUGGGUCUGAAGUGAGCCCCAGUGUGAUGCCUGAGGCUCUUCCUGAGUUUGCACCUGCUGCUACCAAGACCCCAGCAUUUGAUCUUUUCAACUUGGUUCUGUCCUACAAGAGGUUGGAGAUCUACCUGGAACCUCUGAAGGAUGCGGGUGAUGGUGUUCGAUACUUGCUCAGGUGGCAGACACCUUUGUGUUCCUUGCUGACCUGCCUGAGCCUCAACAUCUUGUUCCUCACAUUGAAUGAGGGUGCUUGGUACUCGGUGGGUGCCUUGAUGAUUUCAGUGCCCGCCCUGCUGGGCUACCUUCAGGAGGUUUGCCGGGCACGGCUGCCGGAGUCUGAGCUGAUGCGGAGGAAGUAUCACAGCAUAAGGCAGGAAGACCUGCAGAAAGUUCGCCUUUCCCGCCCUGAGGCCAUGGCUGAGGUGAAGAGCUUCUUGAUUCAGCUGGAGGCCUUUUUGACCCGCCUGUGCUGCACUUGUGAAGCUGCCUACCGCGUGCUGCGCUGGGAGAACCCCGUGGUGUCCUCACAGUUCUAUGGCGCACUUCUGGGCACAGUUUGCAUGCUGUAUCUGCUGCCGCUCUGCUGGGUACUCACCCUUUUAAAUAGCACGCUCUUUCUGGGGAAUGUGGAGUUCUUCCGAGUGGUGUCUGAGUACAGGGCAUCUCUGCAGCAGCGGAUGAACACUAAACAGGAAGAGUGUACCUUAGAGAACCCACUACUGUUGGAUGCUGGGGGGAAGGGUGCCCUGCUGGACAGCACGCCUGCCCCCACACCCACUGAGACUCUUUCUUCCCAGGACCUCACCCCGGGCAGUGUGGAGGAGGCUGAGGAGGCUGAGCCAGAUGAAGAAUUCAAAGAUGCCAUUGAGGAGACCCACUUGGUGGUGCUGGAGGAUGAUGAAGGCACCCCAUGCCCAGCAGAGGAUGAGCUGGCUCUACAGGACAAUGGAUUCCUGAGCAAGAAUGAGGUGUUGCGCAUCAAGGUGUCACGGCUCACAGAGCGGCUCCGAAAGCGUUACCCUACCAACAACUUUGGGAGCUGUACAGGCUGCUCGGCCACCUUCUCAGUGCUGAAGAAGCGGCGGAGCUGCAGUAACUGUGGGAACAGCUUCUGCUCUCGGUGCUGCUCCUUCAAGGUGCCCAAGUCCUCCAUGGGGGCCACAGCCCCUGAAGCCCAAAGAGAGACUGUGUUUGUGUGUGCCUCAUGCAACCAGACCUUGAGCAAGUGAGAAGAGAGGCCAGGCUCCAACCAGAAGCAGUUUUGGGGCCAACAGUAGACCCCCUCUCCCCUGUGGCUUGUGCUGGGCAAAUGUGGCCUGACUGCUCAGUUGGCUUCCCCUUCCUUCCCGUUUGCAGCGCUGUGCUCAGAGUUGAGGAAGAGCUGCCCCUAGAAGGCCUGUUUGCUUUGCUCUGCUCUGGGUUAGUGAAUUGGACUCAGGGCUGGUCAGGGAGCUAGGCCUGGCUCAGCUGAGCUGUGAUGAUUAGGACCAAUGUGGCCAGGCCUGGAGAUCCCAGGAGACCUGAGCUUAGGAAAAGUUCUUCCCUGCAGAGCGUGGGGUCAAUCCCUCAGCCUCAGAGAACCUGCAAGACAGUUUGGGACACAGCAUGGGGAAGCUCCACUGCAGAGUGGACUUGAAGAAUCUCAGCCCACAUGAUCUGCUGGUGUCCCCGGCUCCACCUGCGUGGCUGAAGGGCACUCAGAGCACUCUUGUUCCCCCACCCAAGUGCAGGGAAACUGUUCUCUGACCCGGUGCCACUUCUCCCUUCCCUGUCCUUUGUCCCAUGGAGUGUGAGGUCAGAUAAGCAGAGCAGAGGUCCAGAGGCUCUUGACCUUGAGGGUCCUGGGAAGUGUAGGAUCUCACUGGGCUGGGUCCUAGAUUCCAAGGCUGUACCCUGAGGUCCCCUUGGGUCUCCAUCUUUUUGACAAUAUCAUAUUUCCUCUGGAUGCUGAGGGCCUAGCAUCUUUCCCAAAGCCAUGAGCUGGCUCAGUGCCCCACCCUCCAGCUGUCCUGUCUUUUCAAAGUAUUUAUUUAUUUAUUUCAUGGUACCUGGGAACAUAUAGCUAUAUAGCACUGGGGAAUGGGAGGAAGUAGAUGAGGGUCCUCUGCCUCGGACUCUUUCCUGGAGUCAGGGCUGCCAGGAACCUCAAGGCAUAAGUGGCUGAGGCAUUCCCACCCCCUAAGUACGGACUGGAGGCAGUGCGGGGACAAGUGGCCCACCCCAGGCGUGCUUUCUUGCCAGGCCAAGCUGUUUGGUGAGGGCUUGGCAGCUGGGGCCUGAAGGCACCAGGCAUAGGGGAACCAGGCAGGCCUCGGUAUCCCCAGUUUUCCUUGUUAGGAGGUGAGGGUUAAGUUUUCUAUGCUUAUUUACACUGGAGAGGAGUGAAAGGGUCUCUGUGUAUAGAAAAUUAUCAAUAAAAGGCUUCAAGCUUAUGUUGCCAUCUUGUGCUAAUACUCUCCCUAGGGCUGGAGGGCCAGAGCUCCCUGGCACUGCCCAUUUGCAGCGCUGCCCUCACCUGCACACUGGGCUGUGGGGAAAGCCUUUGAGUACCCUUGGAGGAAAGGCUGUGGGAGUAGCAGCCUGGUCUGGGUGUAAGCUCGGGUUGAGAGGAGGAAAGCUGUACCUUGCACGCAGGGUUCAGCACAUGCUGGUCCAUUGACUUGAGGCUCCGUCUUGUGACCUGACUUGGGUUGGGGUUGGAGUUGGGACCAGAGUUUGAUAAAUGCUAAACAAUGCGGGCUUUAGAAUGGAAUGACUUUAGUUAAUCCUGAGAAAGCCCAAAAGGGUCAGUGCUCCUGUAGGCUGAGGGCCAGCAGGCAGGACUGACUGUCAUGGGAGGUAUGAGCAGGCUCUGAGAGUUGGGUGGAUGGGUGUUCCUGGGUGCCAGGCGCUGUGGUAAGCACCUUACGUUAUCUUAAUGCCUGCAGCAAGCUUGUGAUGUAGGCACUUCUCCCCGGAACAGAAACAGAGCACCCAGAAGUAGCAGUAGAGGCCACACCUGCUGUGGUUCAGCUGCACACUCUGCUCUGCUGUGCCGUGCCCUGGAGUGGUGCUGGCAACAGUUGCCCCCAGUCUUCCUGUUCUGCUUCCCUCAUCUGGGAAGCCGGUGUGAUAGUGGUGCUGACCUUGUCGGGCUACCAUUCAGAUUCAGAGUCCAUGUGAGGCACGACAUACAGUAGAUACUCAAUAGACAGCAGCAGUCCUGCUGUCCUGGCAGCCUUCGAGCAGAGAAUAGACACCUCUGCCUGCCUGACUUAGAAUAGUAAUUUGUUUUCCUUUUAAGCCAGGGAAGAAUUUUAGAUUAUUUUUCAGAGAAGAAGGUCAGGGAAAGCCAUGAGAGUAGUUUGAAAAAGCAGUGUCAGUAUGAUUUUAUUUUUGGAAAAUGGAAACAGUGCCUAAUGGUGAAGUGCCCACAGUAACAGGAGGAACUGGAGAAGGCUGUGCUGGCUGCCAGUGGGUUUCAGAGAUGAGAGAAACACAGGUUUUCCCCCCUGUAGUGGUCAGCAGUCUCAGAGAAGCACAGCAGGGGACCCCUUCUGGUGUCUUUGAGGUGCAUGUGAGAUCAGGCAAGAGACAUCAUCUUUUUUGAUUUUUUUUUUUUUUUUUUUUUUGAGACAAGUCUUACUGUGUAGUCUGGGCUGACCUUAAACUUGGAAUCCUGCCUCAGCCUCCUGAGUGAAGGGAUGUCAUCUUUAAAGUUCAAGUCCUACUGGAAGAAUGAAGCUGCAGAGGGAUUUGGUGGGAUUGGCUGGCACUUUAUAGCUGGUUGGGGUCAACUGUGAGGAGGACCUGCUCAGGGGAUGGCCUGGGAGACAAACUGUCCUAUGUAGGAUUGGAUGCCUGAUUUACAGACAGUUCCUACUUUGUCCUUAAACACUCAGGGGGAGAGAACAGGUAGCUGGAUUGUGCUGCAGCCCCAGCACCUGCUGGGGCAGACCCAGGACCUCAACCCGCGGCCUGGCUUGGCUUCUGGCUUCUGUUGUUUCCUUCGAUGGAAUGGUGCCUUGAGCUGGCAGUAGUUUCUGGAGCUUUCAGGAUCUGUGGCCUGUGGGGCUAAAGUCAAGUGAAGCUCCAUUUUCAUCUUUAUCUGUGUGGAACUCCCCAGGCACCCUCUGAGAGACCUGGCCCCAUGUCUGUCCUAUAGCUGGUUAUCUUCAGGAUACUAACACCCGCUUUCAUUGAGAGCUGUGCCAGGCAACACUUUGACCACACAACAGUCUCUAACUAGUAUUGUGUGGUUAAUUCUGCCUAACCCACUGAGUAAAUGCGUGGCCAGGGAAGUAACCUGCGCAACAUCACAGAGCUAGGAAGCCACAGUGAGAGUGGGGAUUGUGUCACAGGUGCUGGUAGAGGGCUCAUAAGAGAAACUAGAGGAACAUAGCAUCCUAGGCAGUCACCUCUCUCUGUUCUGCCUGGUCCCCACCAACCCAGGAGCCAGCCACUGAGCUUGUAGGAGGGCCUGCCCCCAAGCAUAGCUUUCCCCCUCUCCUCUAUCUCUAGCCCAGCCCCAGCCAAGUGGGUUCAGCCUCCAGCAGAACAAGAGGCAGCCUUGUGACAGGAGCCCCCUGCCGCUCCCACCUCCCGGGAACCCCACCUCCUGCCUUGACACCCAGAGUGCGGCACAUUCCAUUCUCUGGCACAGCUGGGGGCUGGGGAUUCUGGGUUCCCCUGGCUGCCAGCUUUCUUCCCAGCCCCAGCAGAGCCUACUGUCUGGGCUGGGACACUGGGUCCCAGCCACACACAUUCCAGCAGCAACUGCCCCCCACAUUAGAUUUCCCAAGUUGUGAACUUUAGUCAGGAUUACAGCUGACUAAAUAGUUGUGGGAUGUGAGCUUCCUUUGUGGGGACUUGGGCUCAGUGCUGGCAGGGGUGAGGAGAGGAGGGGUUAGGGUGGGCUGUCUGGGAAUCGGGAGAAAAGCCACUGGCUCCUCUGCCUCCAUCAGGCCCUGGAGUGGGACUGGAGCAGGGCUCCCAGAAAUCUUCCCGGGUAGCAAGUGUGUGAUGGAGGCAUGGCUGUCUGUCUCCCUGGGUUGUCCAGCUUUGCCAUUGCAGACAGUGUAGUGCCAAAGGGUGGGAGGUCAGAUCCCCACAUCACCCUGAGCUGCAGCCAUAUCAUUAAAAUGCACUAUCUC
Chinchilla lanigera (long-tailed chinchilla) is the source of this 5326-nucleotide messenger RNA. It is a transcript of the gene Zfyve27, whose product is annotated as zinc finger, FYVE domain containing 27. Gene Ontology annotation, cellular component: endoplasmic reticulum tubular network; growth cone membrane. Gene Ontology annotation, biological process: neuron projection development; endoplasmic reticulum tubular network formation; vesicle-mediated transport. Bases 173 to 1423 code for a protein of 416 amino acids. The transcript has 13 exons. Lineage: Eukaryota; Metazoa; Chordata; Mammalia; Rodentia; Chinchillidae. The record is from RefSeq and is a predicted model, not a curated record. Gene Ontology annotation, molecular function: metal ion binding.